Messenger RNA from Spea bombifrons (plains spadefoot toad), 2835 nucleotides. RefSeq names its product synaptosome associated protein 91 (gene SNAP91). The record is from RefSeq and is a predicted model, not a curated record. The coding region runs from base 106 to 2817 and encodes 903 amino acids. Gene Ontology annotation, cellular component: clathrin-coated vesicle; synaptic vesicle; clathrin-coated pit. The transcript has 28 exons. Gene Ontology annotation, biological process: clathrin-dependent endocytosis; clathrin coat assembly; synaptic vesicle budding from presynaptic endocytic zone membrane. Gene Ontology annotation, molecular function: 1-phosphatidylinositol binding; clathrin heavy chain binding; SNARE binding. NCBI's taxonomy places the organism in Eukaryota, Metazoa, Chordata, Amphibia, Anura, Pelobatidae.
GGAACAGGCAGAGUCUUUGGCUUCUAGCAUCAGUUACAGCAGGAGGAGGAGGACGGCAAGGAAGAAGGAUAACCCGCAGAGCCAGGCACAGAAGAGGACGAGAAGAUGUCGGGCCAGACGCUGACAGAUCGCAUUGCAGCCGCACAGUACAGCGUCACCGGCUCGGCCGUGGCCAGGGCAGUAUGCAAGGCGACCACUCAUGAAGUGAUGGGGCCCAAGAAGAAGCACUUGGACUAUUUAAUCCAGGCUACCAAUGAAACCAACGUGAAUAUUCCUCAAAUGGCUGACACGUUGUUUGAACGAGCAACUAACAGCAGCUGGGUGGUUGUGUUCAAAGCCUUAGUCACAACUCAUCAUUUGAUGGUCCAUGGCAAUGAGAGGUUUAUCCAGUAUUUGGCAUCACGGAAUACACUAUUUAAUCUUAGUAAUUUUUUGGACAAAAGUGGAUCACAUGGUUAUGAUAUGUCCACGUUUAUAAGGCGGUACAGCAGGUAUCUCAACGAAAAAGCUUUCUCCUACAGACAAAUGGCAUUUGACUUCGCAAGAGUAAAGAAAGGAGCUGAAGGAGUCAUGAGGACGAUGGUGCCAGAAAAGUUGCUAAAGGGCAUGCCAAUACUCCAGGGACAGAUAGAUGCUCUCCUUGAGUUUGAUGUUCAUCCAAACGAGCUGACUAAUGGUGUUAUAAAUGCUGCAUUUCUGCUGCUUUUUAAAGAUCUUAUCAAGCUGUUUGCUUGUUAUAAUGAUGGAAUAAUUAAUUUAUUGGAGAAAUUUUUUGAAAUGAAAAAGGGACAAUGCAAAGAUGCUCUAGAAAUUUAUAAACGAUUCCUCACGCGAAUGACAAGAGUUUCAGAGUUCAUGAAAGUUGCAGAGCAAGUUGGCAUUGAUAAAGGAGACAUACCAGAUCUUACACAAGCACCAAGCAGCCUAAUGGAAACCUUGGAACAGCAUCUAAAUACACUGGAAGGGAAGAAACCAGGGAGUAGGUAUGUGUCUUCUCCGCUGGGCAAGUCUUCUCCAGUUACAUCACCUAACACCACCCCAUCAAAAAGUGUAGACACAUCUCCACCUAUUGACCUUUUUGCAACUUCAAGUACUGCUUCUCCAAUAUGCUCUGCUAAACCAUCCAAUGAUCUUCUGGAUCUUCAGCCAGACUUCACCUCUACUGUACAGUCAGCACCAGCUGUUCCUGCAGGAGCCAGCGCAUGGGGAGAUCUGUUAGGCGAGGACUCUCUCUCUGGGCCUUCUACUGCAGCUUCCUCCGAGCCUCUUCAGCUUUCUGAUCCUUUUUGUACUGAGCCCAGUGUUGCCACUACUUCUGUCCUCACUGAAUCCACAGCCUCUUCAGCCCCUGCCACUGCUGCAACUAUUGCCACUACCAGUGCUGAAGUUGAUCUUUUCGGAGAUGCCUUUGCUGCAUCUCCUGGAGAAGCCCCUGCAACACUUGAAGGGGCUGCAGCACCAGCCACCCCUGUCCCUGUUGCAGCAGCCCUUGAUGCAUGCUCUGGAAACGACCCCUUUGCCCCAUCCGAGGGUAGCGCAGAAGGUGCUGCUGAACUGGACCUUUUUGCUUUGAAGCCAACCGAAACCAGUGCUCCUGUAGUUACCCCCACGACUAGUACAGCCGCUACGGCUCUUGCAACUACUCCUUCUCCUCCUCCUCCUGCUACAGCAGUUACUGCUACCACUACUACUACAACUGCUACCACUGCCACAGCUGCCACCACAUCUGCCACCAGCACCACUACUACUACUACUGCUGCUGCUCCUCCUGCUCUAGAUAUCUUUGGUGAUUUAUUUGAUUCUGUUUCGGAGGCGGCUGCUGCACCUAAGCCAGAUGCCACACCUAGCAUAGAUCUGUUUGGCACAGAUGCUUUCUCAUCUCCACCACAUGGGGCUUCUCCUGUGCCUGAGAGUUCCCUUACUGGAGACCUCUUAUCUGUGGACACAUUCGCUUCUCCAUCACCUGCACCCACCGCCUCUCCAGCAAAAGUGGAGUCAUCAGCUGUUCUCGACUUAUUUGGGGAUGCCUUUGGAGUUACUGAACCACAGCCAGCUGCUUUGGCACCUACUACUUCAUCGGCUUCUGCAGACCUGCUGGCUGGAUUUGGAGGCUCCUUUAUUGCUCCAUCCCCAGCACCAAUUACUCCAGCACAGAAUAACCUCAUCCAGCCCAACUUUGAUGCAGCCUUUGGAGCAGGUCAGCCAGCUGCCACAGCCGCCGCUGCCAGCAGUGGAAGUUCCUUCGAUGCCUCAGUUUUUGAUGGUUUAGGAGAUCUUCUCAUGCCAACUAUGACCCCCUCAUCCCAGAUGUCAUCUACACUCACAGCAGCAAACAGUACUGCACAAGGCAAACCCAUGGCCAGUGACCUCGACUCGUCUCUCGCCAGCUUAGUAGGCAAUCUUGGAAUUUCUGGCACCACUGUUAAAAAGGGAGAUCUUCACUGGAGUGGUGGGGAGAAGAAGCUUACAGGCGGUGCUAAUUGGCAGCCAAAGGUUGCUCCAGCAACAUGGGCUUCUGGUGGUGGUCCAUCAAGCGGUCCUAUGCAAGGGUCUGUACCUCCUGUGAGCGGAGUCCCCCCAGCAGCAGGUGCUGCUCCGGGUGCACAGGCAGCAGCAGGGUUUGGUCUUCCUCCAGCUGGAUCAAAUGUCCCUAUGAUGCCCCAACAGCCAAUGAUGUAUGGGCAGUCCAUGAUUCGGCCGGCCUUUGGGGGAAAUACCACUCCGCUCUCUCCAAGUCCAACUCCUGCUUCUCCAAGCCCUAAGAAACCUCCAACAAAAGAUCCAUUAGCAGACCUCAACAUCAAAGACUUCUUAUAAAUCUGUAAGGUAUAAUAU